UCACAUUCAGAUCUACUUAGCUUCAAAAGCUUACUUCAAUUCUUCCAGUAGAUCAUCACCCUCACCUUGGCUAAGUAAAAUCCCUAAGAAGAAAAAACAUGGCAGACACUACUAACCCACAGCAACAGCAGUUCCAUGGAGAACUUUCACACGCAGAGACCCAAACCACAAGCAAUACCUAUUCCAAAAGAGGGGGUUGGAUUACCUUCCCCUUCAUCACAGCUGCGGUGAUAGGUCUAACGCUGGCAUCUGCGGGGUGGUUAUCAAACCUGAUCGUCUAUUUGAUCGAAGAGUUCAAUGUGAAGAGCGUCGACGCCGCCCAGAUCUCUAACGUCGUCAGCGGUUGCACUAGUCUCUUCCCCAUCGCCGGUGCCGUUCUCGCCGACUCCUUAUUCGGCUGUUUCUCCGUCAUCACCUUCUCUUCUAUUGUCUCUCUUCUGGGUAUACUUCUGUUAACUCUAACGGCGACGAUGCACUCCCUAAGACCUUCUUCACAGGGGGAAACACCGUCAAGGCUUCAACUGGGGGUCCUAUACAGUGCUUUAACUCUGGGGUCCAUAGGAGUUGGUGGCACGCGCUUCACCAUAGCAACGAUGGGUGCGGAUCAGUUCGACAAGCCAAAGGAUCAGGGGGUCUUCUUUAACUGGUUUUUCUUCACUCUCUACGUCUCUUCUGUUAUCAAUUUCACGGCCAUCGUCUAUGUAGAGGACAACGUUGGAUGGGGUUGGGGGUUUGGGUUAGCCACCGGCGCUAACGCCGUCGCCUUGGCAGUUUUCUUGACCGGGAAACGGUACUAUCGAAGUGUGAAGCCACCAAAGGGAAGCCCUUUCAUAAGCUUGGCUAGGGUUGUGGUCGCAACCAUUCGGAAGCUGAAGUUAGAAGUACCAUUAAUGGUGUCUUAUUCCCAAACCCAAAGCCUGCAGGAUUCUACUUCUUAUUACUACGGCAAGACUGAGGUUGAAAAGUUGACUUCUUCAGCUCCCACUCCAAGUUUCAGAUUCCUGAACCGUGCAGCUAUACAAACCGAAGGUGACACCCGACCGGACGGUUCAAUAGCAAAGCCGUGGAGGCUAUGCACGGUGGACCAAGUCGAAGACCUCAAAAACCUACUCCGACUCUUCCCGCUCUGGUCUACUGGCAUCUUCUUGAACGCACCAAUCGGAAUCCAGAUCAGCCUCACGGUCCUCCAAGCCCUCACCAUGGAUCGCCAUCUUGGGCCCCACUUCCAAAUCCCUGCUGGCUCCUUCUACGUCUUCGCUCUCUUAUCCACAUCCAUCUCCAUCUCCUUCAUCGAUCGUUUCCUCCCCACCACGUGGCACAAGUUGACCGGUCGUUCACCAACUCCACUCCAACGAAUAGGGCUCGGCCAUGUCCUCAACAUCAUGGCCAUGGCAGGGUCUGCCCUCGUGGAGUCGAGGAGGCUCCACGUCGUCCGGUCCCACCAUCUCGAGGACCAGACCGGACCAACCGUCCUACCGAUGUCAGCAUUGUGGUUGGCAUUACCAUUACUCAUCGUCGGCGCCGGCGAAGCCUUACACUUCCCAGGACAGGUUUCUUUAUACUAUCAAGAAUUUCCGGUGCCACUGCGAAGCACGGCGACAGCUAUGAUUGCACUGAUCAUCGGGAUCGGAUUUUAUCUGAGCACGGCGGUGAUCGAUUUGGUACGGAGGAUCACCGGUUGGUUGCCGGAUAAUAUCAACCGAGGGAGGAUGGAUUGCGUGUACUGGAUGUUGGUGGUGAUAGGAGUGGCCAACUUUGGCUAUUACCUAACGUGUGCAAGGUUGUACAAGUACCAAAAUAUUGACAAUUCUAGGUCAGAGUCUCAUGAGGACCAAGAGUGAUGGAUCAUGCAUGGAU
This is a messenger RNA of Telopea speciosissima, 1857 nucleotides long. Its product is annotated as protein NRT1/ PTR FAMILY 2.7-like. The record is from RefSeq and is a predicted model, not a curated record. The coding region runs from base 99 to 1841 and encodes 580 amino acids. Lineage: Eukaryota; Viridiplantae; Streptophyta; Magnoliopsida; Proteales; Proteaceae. Gene Ontology annotation, cellular component: plasma membrane. Gene Ontology annotation, molecular function: transmembrane transporter activity. The transcript has 4 exons. Gene Ontology annotation, biological process: oligopeptide transport; transmembrane transport.